UGAUUUGGACGACAUUGAAUUUAAAAUGAGAUUUCGCCUAAACAAAAAUAGCAUUCUUCUAAUAUUAAAUCACAUAGAAGAAGCAUUAAUAUUUCGAUCAAACAGAAAUAAUCCUAUAACUCCAAUGCAACAACUUCUCUUAACACUCAGAUUUUAUGCAACAGGAUCUUUUAUAAUAUCUGCAGGUGAUUUUGCUGGAGUUAGCACUACUAGUGCUCACAGAAUUAUUCAUCGUGUUACGAACGCAAUUGCCAGACUUCGACCACGUUUUGUACAAUUUCCUACUAGAAAUAAUGAAAUAAAGAAACAACAAUUGGAAUUUUAUAAAAUUUCUCGAUUUCCUAGAGUUAUAGGUUGUAUAGAUUGUACACAUGUUCGUGUUCAAUCAUUUGGUACUGAAAAUGCAGAACUAUUUAGAAAUAGGAAAGGAUAUUUUUCUUUAAACGUGCAAGUUGUGACAAAUAGUAAUUUAGAAAUUACUGACAUAGUAGCUCGAUGGCCUGGAUCAACACACGAUAGUACUAUUUUUAAUAAUAGUCGAUUGCGUGGUACAUUUGAACAAGGAAUGUAUAGGGAUGGACUGUUAUUAGGUGAUAGUGGUUACCCUAUAAAAUCAUAUUUAAUGACACCAUUAUUAAAUCCACGAACUCCUGCUGAACAACUUUACAAUGAAUCGCAUAUACGUACUCGAAACAUAAUUGAGCGGCUCUUUGGAAUUUGGAAAAGACGUUUUCCAGUUUUAGCUUUAGGAUUACGUUUACGAUUGAACUCAGUAAUGGCUGUAAUAAUAGCUACUGCUGUUUUACACAAUGUUGCUCGUCAAAAUGGAGAUGAAGAACCACUCGAAGAUCCUAACUUAAAUCUUCCAGCACCUUGGGAAGAAAUAUUUAAUUAUGGCAAUAUAAAUCCUGAUAAUGUAGACUACAGAAAUAAUGACAAUGCAGCUGACAGAAGAAUACUUAUUAACGACUAUUUUCAUAGUUUAUUGUAAAUUUCGACAAAGAAAAUGAAGAAGAA
Molecule: messenger RNA, 1017 nt
Organism: Cyphomyrmex costatus
Lineage: Eukaryota; Metazoa; Arthropoda; Insecta; Hymenoptera; Formicidae
Product: putative nuclease HARBI1
Exons: 4
Coding region: 26-991 (321 amino acids)
Source: RefSeq, a predicted model, not a curated record